This is a messenger RNA of Rangifer tarandus platyrhynchus (Svalbard reindeer), 2562 nucleotides long. The record is from the annotation of a GenBank genome assembly. NCBI's taxonomy places the organism in Eukaryota, Metazoa, Chordata, Mammalia, Artiodactyla, Cervidae.
AUGCAGCGCCGGCACACGACACUGAGGGAAAAGGGCCGCCGCCAGGCCAUCAGGGGUCCUGCCUACAUGUUUAACGAGAAGGGCACGAGCCUGACGCCGGAGGAGGAGCGCUUCCUGGACUCAGCCGAGUAUGGCAACAUCCCGGUGGUCAGGAAAAUGCUGGAGGAGUCCAAGACCCUCAACUUCAACUGCGUGGACUACAUGGGGCAGAACGCGCUGCAGCUGGCUGUGGGCAACGAGCACCUGGAGGUCACGGAGCUGCUGCUCAAGAAGGAGAACCUGGCGCGGGUGGGGGACGCGCUGCUGCUGGCCAUCAGCAAGGGCUACGUGCGCAUCGUGGAGGCCAUCCUCAACCACCCCGCCUUCGCGCAGGGCCAGCGCCUGACGCUCAGCCCGCUGGAGCAGGAGCUGCGAGACGACGACUUCUACGCUUACGACGAGGACGGCACGCGCUUUUCCCACGACAUCACACCUAUCAUCCUGGCGGCUCAUUGCCAGGAGUACGAGAUCGUGCACAUUCUCCUGCUCAAGGGCGCCCGCAUCGAGCGGCCCCACGACUACUUCUGCAAGUGCAAUGAGUGCACGGAGAAGCAGCGGAAGGACUCCUUCAGCCACUCGCGCUCUCGCAUGAACGCCUACAAGGGACUGGCAAGUGCUGCGUACUUGUCCCUGUCCAGCGAAGACCCAGUCCUCACCGCCCUGGAGCUCAGCAACGAGCUAGCCAGACUGGCCAACAUUGAAACGGAAUUCAAGAACGAUUACAGGAAGUUAUCUAUGCAAUGCAAGGAUUUUGUGGUGGGCGUGCUGGACCUAUGCCGAGACACAGAAGAGGUGGAAGCGAUUUUAAAUGGUGAUGUGAACUUCCAAGUCUGGUCCGACCACCACCGUCCGAGUCUGAGCCGGAUCAAACUCGCCAUUAAGUACGAAGUCAAGAAGUUCGUUGCUCAUCCUAACUGUCAACAGCAAUUGCUUACCAUGUGGUAUGAAAAUCUCUCAGGCUUACGUCAACAGUCUAUCGCUGUGAAAUUCCUGGCUGUCUUUGGAGUCUCCCUAGGCCUCCCUUUUCUCGCCAUAGCCUAUUGGAUUGCUCCGUGCAGCAAGCUAGGACGAACACUGAGGAGCCCUUUCAUGAAAUUUGUAGCCCAUGCAGUUUCUUUCACAAUCUUCUUGGGAUUGUUAGUUGUGAACGCAUCAGACCGCUUUGAAGGCGUGAAAACCCUGCCCAACGAAACCUUCACAGACUACCCAAAACAGAUCUUCAGAGUGAAAACUACACAAUUCUCCUGGACAGAAAUGCUCAUCAUGAAGUGGGUCCUGGGAAUGAUCUGGUCCGAAUGCAAGGAAAUCUGGGAGGAGGGGCCGCGGGAGUACGUGCUACACCUGUGGAACCUCUUGGAUUUCGGGAUGCUGUCCAUCUUCGUGGCCUCCUUCACCGCGAGGUUCAUGGCGUUCCUGAAGGCCAGUGAGGCCCAGUUGUACGUGGACCAGCACGUGCAGGACGACACGCUCCACAACGUCUCACUUCCGCCGGAAGUGGCCUACUUCACCUACGCCAGGGACAAGUGGUGGCCUUCAGACCCUCAGAUCAUAUCAGAAGGGCUAUACGCAAUAGCUGUCGUGCUGAGCUUCUCUCGAAUCGCAUACAUCCUGCCAGCCAACGAGAGUUUUGGGCCUCUGCAGAUCUCCCUGGGGAGAACCGUGAAAGAUAUCUUCAAGUUCAUGGUCAUUUUCAUCAUGGUAUUUGUGGCCUUCAUGAUUGGGAUGUUCAAUCUGUACUCCUACUACCGAGGUGCAAAGUACAACCCAGCGUUUACAACGGUUGAAGAAAGCUUCAAAACCUUAUUUUGGUCCAUCUUUGGCUUGUCGGAAGUGAUCUCGGUGGUGCUGAAAUAUGACCACAAAUUCAUCGAGAACAUCGGCUAUGUUCUCUACGGCGUUUAUAACGUCACCAUGGUGGUCGUGCUGCUCAAUAUGCUAAUAGCCAUGAUCAACAACUCGUAUCAGGAAAUUGAGGAGGAUGCAGACGUGGAGUGGAAGUUUGCCCGAGCAAAGCUCUGGCUGUCUUAUUUUGAUGAAGGAAGAACUCUACCUGCUCCUUUUAAUCUAGUGCCAAGUCCUAAAUCAUUUUAUUAUCUCAUAAUGAGAAUCAAGAUGUGCCUCAUAAAACUCUGCAAAUCUAAGGCCAAAAGCUGUGAAAAUGACCUUGAAAUGGGCAUGCUGAAUUCUAAAUUCAGGAAGACUCGAUACCAGGCUGGCAUGAGGAAUUCUGAAAAGCUGACAGCAAAUAACACUUACAGCAAGCCCACCAGAUACCAGAAAAUCAUGAAACGGCUCAUUAAAAGAUAUGUCCUGAAGGCCCAGGUGGACAGAGAAAAUGAUGAAGUCAAUGAAGGCGAACUGAAGGAAAUCAAGCAAGAUAUCUCCAGCCUGCGCUACGAGCUCCUUGAAGAGAAAUCUCAAGCUACCGGAGAGCUGGCCGACCUCAUCCAACAACUCAGUGAGAAGUUUGGGAAGAACUUAAACAAAGACCACCUGCGGGUGAACAAGGGCAAAGACAUUUAG